AAUACCGAAAAACCCUCCUCUCUUUCCGAUAUCACAACAGCCGCAGGGUGGGAUAUCAUCGAAUGUGACCCUAAUUCAAUUGGUCCGCAAGAUAUUCGUCUUGUCUGUACAGAAAGAGACAGAGGUUGUAAUCAACUCUUCGAAGACGGUGAAGAAAAUACAAUCGUGCGCCUCCCAGACAAUUGCGCUGGUGGACCCUUUGCACGAGUCGUUAAAUCGUGGAUCCCCGAAGACCAAUCACUUCCCGCCCGACUCCUUAAACGACAACUGGACUCUCCAGUCCGUGCACUGACCCUCGACUUUGACUUUGCCCAAAUUCCUGAGUCAAAUGGAAAAGUCUGGAUCACAGCAUCUGCUACGAAUUCUCAAGCUCAACGAAACGCAUUGACACAAUCUGCGGCCAAACGAUCCCUCCAGCCCCUUCGUCACGCUAGCCGUGCCGGGCAGGCAAAUGCUGUUGUUCGAACAUUUGUGGGCGCAUCUAAGAGAGUCUCUCAUGAAACUAGGCGCCGUCGGGGUUUCUUUGAUUUCGUCGACUCUGCCGUCGGCACCGUUUCUGAUGCGGCAAAGGGUGCUAUCGACCGCGUUGGCGAUGUGGCAAAUCAAGUCGGAGAAACUGUUGGUAAUGUAGCAGAUCAGGCUGUCGAUACCAUCGGUGAUGUGGCCAAUCAAGUUGGAGACAAGCUGAAUGAUGUGGGCAAUGCCAUCGUCGACGGAGCGCAAGAUACCGCGAACGCUGUUCAGGAUGGUAUUUCCAAUGUUGGAGACUCGAUCGGAGAAAUCAUCGACGACGCAACUGGUGCUGUCGCUGCCUUCGUGCACGCCGUGGACGGCGCAAAUGACUUCAACGAGACUAUUAGCAAGAAUUUACGCGUCCUCGAUAUCCAUGAGACCUUCCCAGUUUUCAGUGCCUCCCUCAACUGCCCUGCCCAAGGAGCUAUUCCCGCCUUUGAUACAUCUAUAUCCGUGACAGCGGCCGUGAAGGCUCAAGUUGAUGCAGAAGUCGGAUUCAUCGUUGUUGGUAGCAUUGUUCCCCCUAGAGUCGAUGAUGUAGCCUUUACUGCGG
This is a messenger RNA of Acaulospora colombiana, 1066 nucleotides long. NCBI's taxonomy places the organism in Eukaryota, Fungi, Glomeromycota, Glomeromycetes, Diversisporales, Acaulosporaceae. The record is from the annotation of a GenBank genome assembly.